This is a messenger RNA of Colletotrichum fioriniae, 939 nucleotides long. RefSeq lists its product as uncharacterized. NCBI's taxonomy places the organism in Eukaryota, Fungi, Ascomycota, Sordariomycetes, Glomerellales, Glomerellaceae. The record is from RefSeq and is a predicted model, not a curated record.
AUGGCUCAAUCUCCUCCCGAUUCCUCUCAAGCAGAAUACUCUCACGAUGCCACUGUGGCUGCCAUCACAUCCUACUAUGAACUCCUCGCUCGCGUACACCCUGACAGUGUCUCUUCUCUCAAGUACCCUCCUCCAGGAGGAUGGCCUCAGAUCACACCCGAGUCCUUCUCCAUCUUGGGCCGGAAUGAUACCGUCAUUGAGUUGAUGCGGCACAUUCCGUAUUUCACAAGCGAUCGGAUAAGCUUCAUGAAAUCAACUACACCCCGUAACUUCGCAGACGCAUCUUUCUGUAGAAGGACCCAUGGAGAAAGCCGCGUGUAUAACGAGGAAGUGCGGCCUGUCCCUCAAGACAAGAUCGGUGCCAACCCUGGCUACUCUCCCGAGGAUGGAGGGGAGCCGAUCCCUUCCAGCAUGUUCACUUUGGCGGUGCUAGCCGAAGAGAAAGAAGAGGGCUAUGAUAUUCUUCUCGAUACGGAACACAAUAUCGUCAUUGUGGUCAGAGUAGGAGAGGAAUUUCCACACGGGUGGCCACCAGUCCUUCCCGACGCCGAUCAUAUCAACUGGGGCGGAGAUGACCAAGACGAGGUGGAGGGAGAGAAAGAAGGUGAAAGUGACGGAGAGGAUAGUGAAGACAGUGAGGAGGAUGUCGACCUAUAUCUACUCGGUCAUGAUUGGAGAUAUUCGCCGACCUAUCGCAUCGAUACAUUCUUCAAAAUGUGUCGAGAGCAAUGGAAGGUUAUGAACUGGAUGCCAAAAAUGGAAUGGGCUGGCCAAAUUGAGGAGGGAUACCGGUCCGCAGAAACAAAACUUGACGAGACAAACGGCGAUGGUCUCAGGCAAAAGAUCAUGCGGGAAGCAGGCUGGCCCGGUACAGGGGAGGAAGUUGGCUUGGGAUGGGACAAGGCGAAGGCAGAGAAACAGAUGAUUGAGCUCAUGUAG